UCGUACGUGGACUAUCGGUUGUGUCAUUGCUUCAAAAUGAAACACAAGAUCCAGUCAUACGGGUCAGAAGAUGAGCCGUAUUGCAAAAUUCCACGAAUAGGAGAAAAUAACAUUUUUGAGGAUUCUUUGUCGGUUUUGAUUUUAAAACACCAACAUACGAAAAAACGAAAACAUCAAACGCAGAACGUGGCUGAUGAUGACAUUAUUGUUGAUAUGGAAGCUAAGAAACGAAGGAUAUUCAAGAUGGAAAUGUACUCAGAAGUUCAACACAAAACGAACAGUGAUGGUGUUGUAAAUGAGGAAAUGGAUUCUGAUUAUACAUGUGGACAUUCAACAGACUGCAAAACUGAAAAGUUAGAAUUUUCUUGCUACAAUUUCUGGAGAUCACCCUUACCAGCUGUUGAUUUGUGUGAAUUUGGAUGACUUAUUUUUGUUCAUUGAAUCUGAUGUAUAUUACCAUGUGUACAACGUAUGGAUCUUUCCAUCUAUUUUAAAAUGCACAAAAUUAAGAACAUUUUGACAAACUUAAGAAUCAAAAUCGUUCAUAGCAGACAUGCUCCACAUGUACUUCUCAGACUUAUACUGUAUGUUGACACAACAAAGUCAAAACAUAAGACUAAUUUACGAACACUGGUACCUGCUACUGCAGAGUACAAGAUGUAUUACACUAAAUAGUAGGUAAUUGAGGUACUAGCAUAAAUGAUAUCAUCUUUUUGCAUAUUAUAAUUAUGUAGAACUGGGGAAAUUACAUGGCAGAUGUAUAAAGUGAAGCUUCAAUUUUUCCUACAAGUGGACGUUAUAUUUCUUGUUGGGGACUUCUUUGCCAUCACUGCUUUUCAUUAAAAAGUUAUGUUUUUGAU
Messenger RNA from Ylistrum balloti, 860 nucleotides. RefSeq lists its product as uncharacterized. The coding region runs from base 37 to 423 and encodes 128 amino acids. Lineage: Eukaryota; Metazoa; Mollusca; Bivalvia; Pectinida; Pectinidae. The record is from RefSeq and is a predicted model, not a curated record. The transcript is spliced from 2 exons.